Molecule: messenger RNA, 927 nt
Organism: Porites evermanni
Lineage: Eukaryota; Metazoa; Cnidaria; Anthozoa; Scleractinia; Poritidae
Source: the annotation of a GenBank genome assembly
UUUAAUCAUUCAGUGCCUGACUUCUUUUUUGCAGAUAUAAAUGAAUGUGAAGCAGGAAAGCACAACUGUCAUGCAAACGCUAAUUGCACAAACACUAAAGGAUCCUUUGAGUGCACCUGCAAUCCAGGGUAUUCUGGGGAUGGAGUUAACUGCACAGGUGAAAACAAUACCUCGGUCUUCUUUUUGAUGAAUCUUUUUCUAAUCAACUCCAUUUAUCUCGCAUUAGAGCCAAGUUCAGCCACAAGGUAGUAUGCAGCUUAGUCUCUGGUAGUGCAGUUUAUUCUUUUAAGCUGAAUAAGUAUGGAAAUGCUCUUGCAUUAUAAAAGUUUGUGAUUUCCAGUAUCUGUAUGCAAUUUUAGCCUCAUACAUCCUUGAGAUAUUGAAGUUUUUUAUGUAUUAUUAUAUUGUGCCCAUGCAAGAUUGUCAUGUCCGAACACGCAUUCACGCUGGGUGAGCUUACUACAUUUAAUUAUAUCAGACCAAUGUACACAAUUCAGUCUUUAGGGUAUGAGCGGAAACGUGUCCUUUUUAUCCCUCCUUGUGUUGGCAAUUUUUCUUUGGAGAGGAAGUCAUUCUGUAUUCUCUAAUAUCUUGCUUCCUUAGGUCUCCCGAAUCCUCUAUCUAUAGACUUGAUGUCAUUUCUGAAUUUCUCACCUGCUCAAUGCAAAAAUGUUUUUGCUUUUCAGUAUAGCCAGAUAUCUCUGGCUCCCUCUCUCUUCUGAUCGUACCCAAUCCUAGAAAAUAAAACUAAGGUUAAGUAAAUCAGUUUUGAUGAUUUAGUCUUGCAUCUGAUUUGCAGACGUAAAUGAGUGUAUAACAGGAAAACACAACUGUGACGCCAACGCUAAUGCAGUCUGCAAUAACACUAAAGGAUCUUUCGAGUGUACUUGCAAGCCAGGGUAUUCGGGGAACGGAGUUAACUGUACA